AUGGCGGAAGCAAGAAACAAAAGUUUCUGCAGUGUACCGGGCUGUUCUUGCUCUGCCCAAAAACAGCCGUAUCUUUCUUUUCAUUCUGUCCCGGUUGACAGCGAUGUUAGAAGGAAAUGGAGUCAGGCGAUCCGGCGGGAGGAAGGGCCGAAUUUCGUCAUUAAGAAGGGGAGCACGUAUGUCUGUAGCAGACACUUCACGUCUGAGGAUUACAUCUUGGGUUGCAGUGUUAGCCGCUUAAUACCCGGGGCUGUUCCCAGUCUUUUCCCUUGGAACAACUUUACAUCUCAUCUGAAAAGAGAGUCUGUUUAUGAGAGAACCAACAAGCGGCUGUCUAUGCUGUCUUUGAAGGCCCAGAACAACGAAAUAGCGAUGAAGGUGGCGAAACUCGACCACGACUAUGCAACGCCGCCCCCACCAGGUGUUCGUGAUGAGGCAGUGGGUUAUAUCCAGGACUUGGAAGCCAAGCUGAAGGAGCUAGCCUUACCAUCCCCUGCCCUCUUCAGACGAUAUUGUGCGUCCAAUGACCAGAUACGAUUUUACACAAAAUUUCCAUCUGAACGUGUGUUUAAGAUCUUCUGGGAGUCCAUUGCACCAUCUGCUUCUCGAUUGGCCUACUGGAGCAAGGCAAAGAGGAUAGGUCAGUCAGACAUCACACCCAGCCCCUCUCGUAGGAUGCCAUUAAUCGAUGAGUUUCUAAUGUACUCUAUGCGAGUAGCGGUUGGGAUGAAAGAGCAGCUCAUUGCUGACAUGUUUGAGGUCAGUGUAGCCACCGUGAGUCGAGUCACCAUCACUUGGGCCAACUAUCUCUUCCUGAUGCUGGGGUCACUUCCUCUCUGGGUGAGCAUGGACAAGGUGAAGUCUGUCAUGCCAGCAAAAUUUAAGAUGCACUGUUCCAAUGUCCGUGUGAUACUGGACUGCACUGAAAUUGCUGUGGCGACUGCCUCUUCACUAACAUUGCAAUCAGAAAUGUUCUCCCACUACAAAAACAGGACGACCUUGAAGGGACUGAUCGGAGUCGCUCCCAAUGGUUUGGUAACGUUUGUCUUGCCCCUGUACACUGGAAGCAUCUCUGACAAGGAGAUAACAAAGAUCAGUGGAAUCCUUCCCUUACCUGAGCCAGGUAACGAAGUGAUGGCUGACAAAGGCUUUCUCAUUGAAGAUCUACUUUCUAAUGUUGGAGCAAAACUCAUCAUUCCACCCUUCAAGCAUUCAGCUCAAUUUACAAGAGAGGAAACCAAGAAAACACAAGCCAUCGCCCGUCUCAGGAUAGUAGUUGAGAGGGUAAUAGGCAGAGUUAAGUCCAACCACAUCUGGGACUCACCUGCACCACUCACUCUGAUGGGCACUGUCAACCAGAUCUGGCACAACUGUUGUGUUAUGGUUAAUUUUCAAGGACCUUUGUCCUAUGAAGAAUAAGUUGCUGAGAGGAUCAACAGGCCCAGCAACCAACAAAAAUUAUACAUUUGAAUAUAGUUAUGAGCAUUUUUUCAAAGAUGUACAUGUUGUAUAUUUUUAUAUAUAAAUGUUGUGGUUCGGUGUAACAGAAAUGAGCAAUAAUCCAACAGAAAGUAACACUUAAUGUAAUAUAAAUGCAUUUACCUGUAAUUAUUUAAUCAGAAUGUGUGAAAAUAAACCUUCAGAUGAGAUGAUUUGUCAGUAAAUUAAUUGGUGAAUAGGUUGCUGAGAGGAUCAACAGCAAAUGAUAAAUUUGAAUGUGAACAUACUGACUAAGUAGUUUUGAGCAUUUUUUUUUUUCAAAGAUGUACAUGUUGUAUAUUUUUAUAUAUAAAUGUUGUGGUUGAAUGUAACAGAAAUGAAAUCUAACACAAAGUAACCUGUAAUUAUUUCAUCACAACGUGUGAAAUUUUACCUUCCGAUAAGAUGCUUUGUCAAUAAAUUAAUUGGUGCCCAGAUCAGUACUGUUACGCAUGCCAGUUAUGUUACCUCAUAAUAAAUUAUA
Epinephelus fuscoguttatus (brown-marbled grouper) is the source of this 1963-nucleotide messenger RNA. RefSeq lists its product as uncharacterized. The record is from RefSeq and is a predicted model, not a curated record. The transcript has 2 exons. The coding region runs from base 1 to 1419 and encodes 472 amino acids. Lineage: Eukaryota; Metazoa; Chordata; Actinopteri; Perciformes; Serranidae.